UUCUACACUAUAUAAUCUAACUAAAUAAUCUUAAGGAUGAGGCUAACUCCGGACCUAAUAGAAGAAGCAUGUCAGUUUGUUAAUCCUCUCAAAGAAAGGGAACUAGAUCUCAGAGCUAAGAAGAUACAAGUUAUUGAGAAUCUCGCUUGUACUUCAGAUCAGUUUGAUUGUAUUGAUUUCUCUGAUAACGAAAUAAAGCGACUAGAUGGGUUCCCGCUGCUAUCACGUCUCAGCAUGCUGCUCUUCAACAACAACAAGAUAUGCAGGAUGUCAGAAGAUCUGUAUGCCUCUGUCCCCAACAUUGAGACUCUAGUACUUACAGGCAACUUGCUGGAGGAGUUAUCAGACCUUAAGGGGCUGGAGAAAUUGACAAAGUUGAAGUAUUUGUCUCUAAUGAGGAACCCAGUGACUACUAAAGCUAAGUACAGGUUCUACAUCAUCCACCACUGUCCCUCAGUCACUGUCUUGGACUACAAACGAGUCAGGUUGCAGGAGCGGAACACUGCUAAGAAGAUGUUUGGAGGUAAACAAGCGAAGAAAGAGGAGGGGAAGGUGAAGACCUUUGUACCUGGAGAGCCUGUAAAGAAAGGAUCUACUCCUCAAGAUAAGGAGGCUAUCAGAGCUGCUAUCGCCAAGGCUUCUUCUCUGGACGAGAUCAGGAGAUUAGAGAUGAUGUUGAGUUCUGGGUCCAUUCCCGGCUUCUGAGAUACAGUAUGUGUCCGGAGUUUUAUUUAUCAGAUUCCUCGACUUUCGCGCCACUUUCUUACAAUAACUGCUUAAUGUUUUAACUUUUUAUGAUAGAUCAUAUCCUGUCUUGACCAUCGGGAAAUGCGAAAUGUUUGGCCUCGAAAGUCAAUAUUUAUUCAAAAUUAUUGCUAUUUCGUAUAAUAUGAGAUAUAUUUUACACUUAC
Bolinopsis microptera is the source of this 911-nucleotide messenger RNA. Its product is annotated as U2 small nuclear ribonucleoprotein A'-like. The record is from RefSeq and is a predicted model, not a curated record. The transcript is spliced from 2 exons. The coding region runs from base 37 to 705 and encodes 222 amino acids. Gene Ontology annotation, molecular function: protein binding. Lineage: Eukaryota; Metazoa; Ctenophora; Tentaculata; Lobata; Bolinopsidae.